This is a messenger RNA of Myxozyma melibiosi, 773 nucleotides long. Its product is annotated as thioredoxin-like protein. The transcript has a single exon. The record is from RefSeq and is a predicted model, not a curated record. NCBI's taxonomy places the organism in Eukaryota, Fungi, Ascomycota, Lipomycetes, Lipomycetales, Lipomycetaceae. The coding region runs from base 73 to 720 and encodes 215 amino acids.
UCGCUCUCUUCCCUCCCCCAUCCCUGUUCCUCUCUGCUCCUUCCUGAUCCUCUAUCACAAAAGCAGUGCACAAUGUCAAUCCAACCGCGCUUCCUCGCUCACAAGCUCACGUCGACCUCAAAGCUCGCGUCCGCGGCAUCGACCACGCCGCACACGAUCGAGCUCUACCUCGACUACGUCUGCCCGUUCUCGCUCAAGCUGUUCACCGAGGUCUACCACCGCCUCCUGCCCGCUAUCAGCGAGCGUUUUCCGGCCGGUGCGUUUACCUUUGUGUUUAGACAGCAGAUCCAGCCGUGGCACCCGUCCAGCACGCUCGUGCACGAGGCCGCGCUCGCAGUCGAGCGCAUCGAUCCCUCCAAGUUCUGGGCGUUCUCGGACGCGCUGUUCAAGGCCUCGCAUGAGUUCUACGAUACCGCGACAUACAACGAAACCCGCGCGCAGACGUACGACAGACUUGCGACGCUGGCGGCGGAGAGCGUGGGCGUGGAGAAGCAGCAGGUGCUGGAGUUGCUUGCGAUCCCGCCGUCGCAGGAUACGCCGCAUAACUGGGGCAGCAAGGUUACGGAUGAUUUGAAGCUGUUUAUCAAGCAGGGACGGCAGACGUCGAUUCAUGUGUCGCCGACGGUGCUGGUCGAUGGGGUCGUAGAUAACGGGAUCAGCUCCGGGUGGACUACUGAGCAGUGGCUCGAGAAGUUGGAUGCGGUGUAUAAGGCCAAUUGACUAGCAGACAGCAAGGGCCGAUUGUGAUCUACGAUAGUGAUUUUUAUAGUAAU